Molecule: messenger RNA, 294 nt
Organism: Acanthamoeba castellanii str. Neff
Lineage: Eukaryota; Discosea; Longamoebia; Acanthamoebidae
Exons: 2
Coding region: 1-294 (97 amino acids)
Cellular component (GO): mitochondrial inner membrane; MICOS complex
Source: RefSeq, a predicted model, not a curated record
AUGGGAGAUCGAGUACCUUCCGAGUUCCUGGUGGCCAAGAGGUGGGAUUACUGCAGCGAGGCCAUUCUGCGAUCGACCGGCUAUGGCGCCCUCUUUGGCUCACUCUCGCUCUUCCUCUUCGGCAAGCGGUGGAUGCGGCUGGUCGGUAUUGGCGCGAGUGCUGGUGCUGGCUUUGGGCUGGGUGUGUCCGAGUGCCGGGCCUCCUUCAACCGCGCGACCAACUACGACCCCGACCGCAUACUGGUGGUGCCCCACGGCACCAAGGUGCAAGCAGAUGGCACUCCCAGACACUAA